Molecule: messenger RNA, 1217 nt
Organism: Musa acuminata subsp. malaccensis (wild Malaysian banana)
Lineage: Eukaryota; Viridiplantae; Streptophyta; Magnoliopsida; Zingiberales; Musaceae
Source: RefSeq, a predicted model, not a curated record
CUCCUUCUUCCUCGCUGACCUCUCUCAUGUCUGUGGCGAUUUCGUGCGCGGAAUCGAUGUGAAGAAUUCCGCUUCUUCGGCUAAUGUUUUCAGGUUGGUGGAAGGUCCAUGGUGCAGGUCCUAAAUGGCUGACAAAGAAAUGGGGAAAUUUUUUGACACCACUGUGAACAAAGGAAAAGAGUGCACCUUGGCAGUUAGUUCAGCAGUUGGUUCUCUUGUGCAGUUCCAUCAGAAUCUUCAGAAUUGUUUAAAGGCACACCUGAGGAAAGUCGUGAAGAACAGACAGAAAUUUGAUGCUAGAAGUCCUCUGACGCUGGUGGACAGAGAAUCACCCAUUGCUUUGGACAUCGACUUUCACAAGCAGCUAGACGCCUGGAAAGAAAACUCAUUCUGGGUUGAUCAGCCACCAGAGAUCAAGGUUUCUGUACCUAAAGGAUCUCUUUGCAAUUUGAAUGUGAAUUUCAAGGUUGGCUUACCCCCAGAUGCAAUAUAUAACAUUGUCACCGACCCAGAAAACAAAAGGGUGUUCAAGAACAUAAAGGAAGUAAUAUCCAGAAAGGUGUUAAUAGAUGAGGGCUUAAGGCAGGUUGUGGAGGUGGAGCAAGCAGCAAUAUGGAGGUUUCUUUGGUGGUCUGGAACUAUAUCGGUUCAUGUCAUAGUUGAUCAAAACCGGAAAGACCAUACGGUCAAAUUCCAGCAAGGGAGAUCAGGGUUUAUGAAAAGAUUCGAGGGUUGUUGGAAAGUAGAACCAUUAUUUGUCGAUGAACACUUAUGCCAACCUUUCAAGCCAAGAACAUGGGACAAUUACAAUACUUGCACGCAGGGCAAAGGAAGAGUUGGAUCCAUUGUGAGUUUAGACCAGCUGAUCCAGCCAUCUCUUGUCCCACCACCACCUAUUUCAUGGUAUCUGAGGGGAAUAACCACGAGAACCACGGAGAUGCUUAUAAGUGACCUUAUCGCUGAGGCUGCAAGGUUAAGGGGUGCAGUCAGUCGUGCAGAAGCGAGGAAGAAGGAGCUUGAAACAGAUGAUGAACGUGAGAAUGCGCCGAACUCAUCCUAUGCUCCCGAUGAUAUCAAAAAGAGAUGGCAGCGAAGACGAGAUAGGCGACACAACAAGAGAAUACGUUUGCCGGUGCAUUAAACUCUUGUAUGAUAGAUACUGAAAGAUCCUUCGAAUCGGAGAAUAUUGCAUUUGAUCAAAUGAAGACGGGGCCAAG